Molecule: messenger RNA, 911 nt
Organism: Megalops cyprinoides (Indo-Pacific tarpon)
Lineage: Eukaryota; Metazoa; Chordata; Actinopteri; Elopiformes; Megalopidae
Product: myelin and lymphocyte protein-like
Exons: 4
Coding region: 86-550 (154 amino acids)
Biological process (GO): myelination
Cellular component (GO): membrane
Molecular function (GO): structural constituent of myelin sheath
Source: RefSeq, a predicted model, not a curated record
UUUCAAGUAUUCCUGUUUCUUUAAAAGGAGCACCUGCAGCUCCGUUAGUUCAUUCAAGCCUGAGAAGUUGUGAGGAGGAAAAACUAUGGCAUCGACAACCGCUCAACCUGUGGGAAAUUUGCCGAGCGGAGUCGGCAUAUGCACAACGGCGCCAGAUAUUUUCUAUCUCCCCGAACUCAUCUUUGGCGGUCUUGUGUGGAUCCUGGUCGCCUCCACGCACGUCAUUCCGACCAACCCGCAGGGAUGGGUGAUGUUCGUAUCGGUCUUCUGUUUUGUGAUGACGUUUCUCUGGCUGGUGAUCUUCGCCUGCGGGGGACACAGAAACAGCGGGGGAUGGGCAACCGCGGAUAUGGUGUACCAUGCUCUGGCAACAUUCUUCUACCUCAGUGCCGCAGUUUCUUUGGCUAAAACAACUAUUGAUUAUCAGGGUGACAGCAACAACUUCAAGACAUACCAAAUUGACAUUGCUGCAGUUGUGUUCUCAUACGUGGCCACCCUGUUCUACUUCAUCCACUUCCUUCUGUCAGCUAUCAGGUGGAGGUCCUUCUAAAUGUUUCCAGGCCCAGAUAGGGAAUGCUGAGGGUCAGAGGACGGAGUGUAUUAUGGGACAGGGGACUGCCCUGUUUUUGUGCUUGACUAAGACAGAAUUAUUUUCAGAAUGAGCAAAAUCAGCCCCCUUGGUAUGGUAAAGCAAUAAAACAUGUAACAUUACAUGUAUGUAAUACAUCAUAUAUAUAUUCAGAAAAGAAUCUGGCAGUGAUGGUACAAGGAAAAACCUUGAGUUCUUUCAGUUUUUAUGAAUAUAAAAGUUCUUAUUUGUUUUGUUUAAAACGAAAAGGGCAGUUCCAAUGUCAUUUGUAUUUCUUAAAAAAAUGUAUGUAUUUUUUCCAGAAAAUCCAGCCAUUUUCCUG